UGGCUUGAAGCACUUGGGAUGACGUUCUAGAAGUCCAGUGCUUUAACUUUGAGUGAUAAAGACUCAGUCAGUUCCUUCACUAAAUUUGAUCGCAACAAGUUGUCAACUCGAAAAGAAGUCUCUAUCAAAUCACAACAGUCACAGUAUCACAAACCAUUUAUCUUAAAUCAAAGUCAAAGGAUUAAUACACCAACAUGCCCGCCAUCCAAGUCGAAGCCACAAACGCUGCUCGCGAUGUCGCAAAGGUCGUCGCCCGCGUCACAACCUCGACUCGUAUCGGCAGAACUCGAAGCGGUGUCCGGGUAAUCGGAGGCGGCAUCAUCGCAGCGAUCGUCGUCGGCGUAGUCAUCUUCCUCGCCGUUGUCAUCAUCGGCAUCUGUCUCUUCCGCCGACACAAGACCCAGAGCAAGAGACGUCAGCAGGAGAUGAACAAAUACUACGGUGGCGACGGCCGAUCCAGCAUCGGCACUGACGCCCCUCCGCCCGGCCCGGGAUACGGAAACAACAACACCAACAACGGCUAUGGCUACACCCAAGGUUACGGACAAGGUCAGAACCAGGGCUACGGAUAUGCGCACAUGGCUCAGCCUGGUGAGGCUGGGUACGUGGCACCGAACAACGGCGGCGUAGCCCCGAUGGCGCCUGCUUAUACCGCCGACCAUGUCACGCACACGAAGUAAAUGAUGGUAUGAAAGAAGACUGAGCAAGUGAACGAGGAUAGUUGCUGUACAUGACACGAUUAUGUUUUGUAUUUAUAGUGC
Messenger RNA from Colletotrichum scovillei, 761 nucleotides. RefSeq lists its product as uncharacterized. The transcript has a single exon. The record is from RefSeq and is a predicted model, not a curated record. Lineage: Eukaryota; Fungi; Ascomycota; Sordariomycetes; Glomerellales; Glomerellaceae. The coding region runs from base 195 to 680 and encodes 161 amino acids.